AUGCUGGUCAAGAAGGCCUUAUUGCUUGGGUAUUUUUGGUCUACUAUUCUGCGAGAUGUCCAGUUCUUGGUCUUUAACUGCCCUUCCUACCAACAUCAUGCCCCUGAAUAUCACCAGCCAACCAACCUCAUGAUCUCUAUCACCUCGCCAUGGCCAUUCGAACAAUGGGACACUGAUAUAAUUGGUCUAUUCCGUAUAGCCCCCGGCAACUAUGCUUAUCUGGUGGUUGCGGUGGAUUAUUUCACCAAAUGGAUCAAAGCCGAGCCUCUGAGGAGUAUAACCGAUAACUUCUUCAAGGGCUGGUGUGAAAGCCUUGACAUUCAUCAACAUUUUACUUUGGUGGGACACCCUAAAGCCAAUGGGCAGGCUGAGAAUUUCAACCGAACACUGCUCUAUGGCUUAAAAACCAGGUUGCACCAAGCCGGGUUAUCUCGGGUAGAAGAACUUCCCAUUAUCUUAUGGCCCUACCGAACCACCCCGAGGCCUGCUACGCAGGAAACUCCGUUUUCUCUAACUUAUGGAUCUGAAGCGGUGGUCCCCAUCGAAUUCAUCACUCUCAGUCCCCGUAUGGCGGCCUUUGCUGCUGAGAUUAAUGAAGAAGAGAGGAAAGUGGACCUCGAUCUUGUCGAGAAAAAAAGGGACACUGCAGCCGCCAAAGUGGCAUUAUACAAGAAAAUUCUAACUAGCUACUAUAACGCACGAGUCAAAAAUCUGCAGUUCAAUCCAGGAGAUUUGAUUUUAUGGAAGAACUCUGUCAGUCGAACUGAAACUCAGGGAAAAUUAGCUCCCAGGUAG
Molecule: messenger RNA, 795 nt
Organism: Coffea arabica (coffee)
Lineage: Eukaryota; Viridiplantae; Streptophyta; Magnoliopsida; Gentianales; Rubiaceae
Source: RefSeq, a predicted model, not a curated record